AUGAAAUUAAAUGCAUUUCACCUUGUGGUUGUAGUUUUAAUUGUUUCAAUAUUCUCAGUUUCAUCAGAAGACCAAACCAAUGGAGAUAUUGAAUAUAUAGAUAGUAAUAAAAUUUCCUCAUACAAUGACGAAUUAUGCAAAGAUAUAUAA
Molecule: messenger RNA, 150 nt
Organism: Dictyostelium discoideum AX4
Lineage: Eukaryota; Evosea; Eumycetozoa; Dictyosteliales; Dictyosteliaceae
Exons: 1
Coding region: 1-150 (49 amino acids)
Cellular component (GO): extracellular region
Source: RefSeq, a predicted model, not a curated record